Molecule: messenger RNA, 1488 nt
Organism: Didymella exigua CBS 183.55
Lineage: Eukaryota; Fungi; Ascomycota; Dothideomycetes; Pleosporales; Didymellaceae
Product: glycoside hydrolase family 1 protein
Exons: 1
Coding region: 1-1488 (495 amino acids)
Biological process (GO): carbohydrate metabolic process
Molecular function (GO): beta-glucosidase activity
Source: RefSeq, a predicted model, not a curated record
AUGUCAUGGACACAUGCAUUUGAUGGCUCACCCGACGCCGAGCUCAAAAGCACCCUACCAUCAGACUUCCACUGGGGCUUCGCUACUGCGGCUGCUCAAGUCGAAGGCGCCUGGAACAAAGAUGGCAAAGGCGAAUCAAUAUGGGAUAGGUUCUGUCACACACCUGGCAAAGUAAAAGAUGGAAGCACCAACGAAGAUGCAACAUGUGCUUAUGAUCUCUACAAGCAAGACGUUACACUCAUGAAGAGCUUCGGUGUCACUGCAUACCGCUUCUCGUUGGCUUGGUCGCGACUAAUUCCACUUGGAGGCGCUGAAGAGCCGGUGAACGAAACGGGUGUGGAGUAUUACAACAAUCUUAUCGACGAACUGGUAACGAAUGGAAUUACCCCCUUCGUCACACUCUUCCAUUGGGAUACACCACAAGCCCUAGAAGAUCGAUAUGGAGGCAUGCUCAAUCAAGACAAGUACACGACCGACUUCGUACGCUACGCACGCCUCUGCUUCGAGCGCUUCGGCGACCGCGUGAAACACUGGAUUACUUACAACGAGCCUGGCGUCUACACACUUGCUGGCUACGCAGCAGGCGUCCAUGCCCCAGCCCGAAGCUCGUUCCGCGAUCGCAACGAUGAAGGCGACAGCUCGACUGAGACCUUCAUUGUCGCGCACACCGAGCUUGUCUCGCACGCACACGCCGUGAAAGUGUACCGCGAAGUAUUUAAGGAGAAGCAAGGAGGUCAGAUCGGCAUCACACUGCACGGCAACUACUCGGAGCCUUGGGAUGCCAAUGAUCCGAAGGAUGUCGCGGCUGCACAGCGCGCACGCGAGUUCGAAAUAGCGUGGUUCGCAGACCCGAUCUACGGACAUGGCGACUAUCCCCGGUCAAUGCGAGAUCAGCUUGGCAAUCGCCUCCCUUCAUUUACAGACGAGGAAAGGGCUUUGGUCAAAGGAAGUUCUGAUUUCUACGGCAUGAACACAUACACUACCUUUUUUGUGCGGCAUCUCGACGGACCAGCAGAUAUCAAUGAUCACUUAGGCAACGUGGAGAAACUCGACACAAACUCCGAGGGAAAGAGCAGAGGCGCGGAGAGCGAUACUUAUUGGCUGCGCACAGCACCUGAAGGCUUCGGGAAGCUGCUGCGUUGGAUCUGGGACAGGUACCAUGUGCCGAUCUACAUGACGGAGAAUGGGACCACUGCGAAGGGCGAGCAUGUCGAAGCGCCUCCACCGGAGCGUGUGCUGAAUGACACGUUCAGGGUUGAGUUCUUCCACAGCUAUCUUCGCGAGUUGGCGCGCGCGGUGCAGGAUGGCGUUGACGUUCGUAGCUAUUUUGGCUGGACAUUCACUGACAACUGGGAGUGGGCGGCAGGGUAUGAGGAUCGGUUUGGGUGCACCUGGAUUGAUUUCAAGAGUGAGCACAAGACGAGGUAUCCGAAACGGAGCUCGUACUUCUUGAGAGACUACUUUAGGCACUUGAUCAAGGGAACAUGA